This is a messenger RNA of Cyanidioschyzon merolae strain 10D, 2391 nucleotides long. RefSeq names its product similar to WD-repeat protein. Bases 1 to 2391 code for a protein of 796 amino acids. The transcript has a single exon. The record is from RefSeq and is a predicted model, not a curated record. NCBI's taxonomy places the organism in Eukaryota, Rhodophyta, Bangiophyceae, Cyanidiales, Cyanidiaceae. Gene Ontology annotation, molecular function: protein binding.
AUGACGAUUCCAGGGGCACCGACGGAGACCGAAGUUGGUGCUGUCUGGAGAGUCGUAACCAAGAACGCGGCUAACAGCUCCGCUGACUUUGUUUCCGUUUCGCCCUGUCUCUUCUACGACGAGCCGUGUACUAUCCAGCACUGGCAACUGCGGGACUUGCUUCACGUGCCUUCGUAUCCAUUCGGUACGGGACGGUUUGUGUACUUUGUGUCAGAGGGGUCGCUUCGGCGGCUGGACUUGAAGUACUGGCACACGCUAGCUCAAGAAGGAGACACAGCUAGUGUCCGAGCGGCGGCGCUCCCGGCUGGCGCACGUGUAGCUAGCCGGGUUCGCGAUGCCCUCGAAAGCCUUGCUCGUGAGCGCUACCUUUUUCUUUUGCGGAGAGAACUGCGAGAGCGUCAGAGACGUGCAGAUGCUGGUGAGACAGCGCGAGCCAACCUGCCAGAGUUUCAUGACGCAUCUCACCUCUGGGACGAUGCUGACGACAACGACGUGAGCUCCGCAUACCUGCCCGUGCCCACGCGUACUGCCACCGCGGGAAGGAUUCCAAGUGAUCGACGUGACCGCAGUCCGCGACGCUCCACCGCAGGCGCGAACAGCGAGCCAGACGCGAGUGUUCUGCCGCUGUUCAUGCCACUCACUGGCGCCGAAGCCGCCACGAUGCUCGCGGGUUCGCAGAUCGAUGAGCUUUUACGUUUGGAGUUGGAGCAGAGUGCGCGCAUGCUUACGCAAUUGAUCCGCGAAGCACCUAGCGCAGACACUCGUAUUCGGCUCGUUCGGGUUGGCGGCACUGGCCCUGUAUCUGUCCAGGAUAGAGAAUCAGGAGUGAAUAACUAUCGUACGGUGCCCGCAAGGUCGCGAUCAAGGCGCUCGGCAGAUCCACGGCAGGCGAUGGACCCGCGACCUCGAUUGGAGCCUUCUGGGCGCACGACCGCCUUGCUGAAUCAAGAUUCUUGGCAGCGUUCGAGUAGACAACUCGAAACAAGCACGCAUCCAUCUGCAUUGAGGCGUCCUCCAUCGGCAAGUAUGCCAACGGAGCGAGAGAUGUCGCCUGCUCCCACAGACAAGCGCUACCGCUCGCAAAGACUUCAAAAAUAUUCGUUCUGGCCAACAAGCCUAUGCGUCAUGGAACCGUACGUUGCUGUGGGCGGACAAGGUGGUCAGCUGGUAGUUGGGCACCUGAAUCACAUUGCAAGCGAGGGCAUCCAAGCUGAUCAUGAUGGCUCACCAGACGCAUACCCGCAAGAGGGGGAAAAUCUAACCGACGACGACGACGACGACUCAUAUCUCAACCGCCGAGUGGAGCGGACACCCGCUCACAUAACUCGAGAGCUAGAGGGUUCAUAUCGUUGGGGAUACCAACAGUACGACUUGGCUGUUGAACAGAGCGGGUUUUGGGGCCCGCAUCUGGGUCGGACGGCAGAAGUUACGGAUUCAGUACACUGCACAACGUUGCUCUGUGGCGAGCUGCGAGCCGGUGUGGUGAACAAUGCGCUUACCAUGGCGCCGACACCGGCAGACGCGGCACGAACGCAGUCUUGGUAUCUGGAGGCAACAUCAUGGGACGCACCGACCACAGCGUGGUCAGGCGCUCUUCCGCGAUACCUGCUGGUAUCAACGAACGAUGAAUCAGUGAAAAUCUUUGAUCUGGAACGCGUGCGGGAAGGUCACGUCGCGUCCACCACAAACGAUGCACAUUCAGCUUCAUCUGGAUUACCGUCAUCAACGCUUGCAUCACAGCGCCGCGCACGAACCUUAGAACCCGACCAGGUUAUUCGCUGUUCCACAAAUAUCAACUACACAGCUGUCUCACCGGACGCGAAGCGACUGCUCGCUGUGGGCGAUAGCGCUGAGGUUUUCCUCUUCGACUCCUUAUCGCCAAGCACGGGGGGUGGGUUUCGUCUUCAUACCACCCUGCGCGAGGCCCUGGAUGCCGGCAUCUCUGCUGCCUGGCAUCCAUCGGGUCGGCAGUUUGCAGUCGCAAGCCAGGACGGCACGUGCUGUGUAUGGGAUACACGUUUUCUCAACAAGCCGCUGGUCCGCUACUAUACCCAGUCGCUGUUCCCGAUCCGUAGUGCAUGCCGCUCAGUGAAGUUCUCCCCCGCAGAGGCCGACGUUGAUCUUUUGGUUUUUGCUGAGCAUCAAAAAUACGUACACAUUGCCUGUGCCAGAACCUAUGGCGACCAAGUACAGACCAUCAACCUCUCAAGCGCGGGUCGUUCCGACGAAGCGAGCAGAAGAGGCUCACCGUGGCAAGAGCAGGAGGAACAUAUCGCUGGUCUGGGAUUCGCGCGACACGGGUCCUCACUGAUGGUCGGCACCGAAUCGGGUAUCCGUGAAUAUCACGUCCAUCAUCGACAGCGGCAUCAACUUGGCGACUUUAUCUGGUAA